AUGCGAAUAGUUUUGAAGUUUAAGCUCCUUCUUCUCUCCCCCUUCUCUAAAUCCAAACCUUCACCUCCUUUACGCUUCGCUGACGUUCUUCUACUUCAAGACCGUCUUCUCCACACGGAUGGUUGCAGUGGACCGCCCAACUGCUCCAAACCCCGCCGUUUCGCUGCUCGUUUGUUCUUUUGCUUUCACCGUGGGAAGCUGACGAAUAAGGUUCAUGAUGACGGAAAGAAAGAAGAACGUGAUGUUGCGCCUCCUGAUCACGUUACUGACGGUCCUGAUUCGUCACCGGAAAUAUGUGGGCGUGAAUCUAAAUUUAAUGUGGGAAUAGGGUGCUGUUUGUUCCAUCUAGUUGCUGAAAGUAAAGAUGAACUUCAAAAGAUUACGGAAUUGAGGAUCCAAAUGGAGAGUCUUCUUCAGACUGUUAAAGAGGGACUGCUGAAUAAAGAUCCACUGGUUUCUAAGAAUUCUGAAUCAAAUGAAGGGGAUGGGAUUUCAAGCAAAGUAUUGUUUGAUCAGAAAUGUGAUGAUGCUCCUAAAGAAGAAGAUCGUGCAGAGGGAAUGGACAGGCUCGAAGCAGAACUUGAAGUUGAGUUGGAGCGUUUACAACUCCUUUUAGAUUCAGGCAAAUUCCUCACAAAUCCUCCCGAGAGAACCAUCGAGGCACAGAGAAGAAAUGGAAAAUCCCGUCCGGAUUGGCGUUGUGGUGUUCCUCCAUAUGAACUGGAGAGAAAGUUGCAUGAAUUGCUGGAAACAAGACGGGAACAACAGAUAACAGAGCUCCAAGCUGCUUUGGGAAUUGCAAAGAAAGAGCUCCGUGAAAAGGAAAGAGAGAUUUCUUGGUGGAAAGACACUGCACAUCUCAUGUUGGAGCAUGCUAAAAAACCUUCAUUGGUUGGUUUACAGUACGUUCGACAUGCUCAACGCCUGAGACGAGAAGAAGAAGAAGAAAACUACUUUUGA
Molecule: messenger RNA, 960 nt
Organism: Hibiscus syriacus
Lineage: Eukaryota; Viridiplantae; Streptophyta; Magnoliopsida; Malvales; Malvaceae
Product: protein POLAR LOCALIZATION DURING ASYMMETRIC DIVISION AND REDISTRIBUTION-like
Exons: 2
Coding region: 1-960 (319 amino acids)
Biological process (GO): asymmetric cell division
Source: RefSeq, a predicted model, not a curated record